AUGAGUGAAUUCCUGGAACAGCAGAAAUCGCAGCCAAGCGAUGGAGGAUCAAAAGUUAGCGGAUUCCUCAACAAAAUUUCGGAUUUCGGAUUUUACUUCCUUCUUAAGUCUAUAAUACUUAUAUUCGAAAGAAUAGAGACAUUGAACACGAUCCUGCAAGGACAAGCACUUGAUUUUAAUAAAGCAACCAAACAAGUAGAAACUGUGAAAACGUUUUUGCUGUCGAUUCGCAAUGAAGGCAGGUAUGGUGAAUUGUGGAACAAUGUUAAAACAGAGUCUGAGCAAUUGGAUUUGAACGAACCAAUAUUGCCCAAAAGAAGGAAUGUCUCAAGGAAAGUAGAUGACAUGAGACAAACCGAACACAAUUUUGACGAUGUUAAACAAUUUUACCGCCAGAUGUACUAUGAAAUUAUUGACAUGACAGUGACUAGCUUGACGACAAGAUUUGAGGGGGAUACAUUGAAGCAUCUCAGAAAAGUUGAGGCAUUUGCGCUGGACAAAGCGGAAAAUGCAAAUGAUGUGACAUCCUUCUAUAAAGAAGACUUCGAUGGCGAUAGAUUGGCCCUUCAUAGAAACAUGUUAUUGGAUAUUACAUCACAGCGAAAUGUCGAACUUGAAUCUAUACAGGAUAUAGUGACAAAUCUGAGCAGUCAUAGCGAGCUUUAUGAUAUUUUACCUGAAUAUUUAAAAUUCAUAAAGUUGUUGCUGGUAAUACCAGUCUCAUCAUGUACGGACGAAAGAUCUUUCUCGUCAUUGAGAAGAUUGAAAUCAUUUUUAAGAUCAACAAUGAGCCAGAAGAGAUUAAAUGAUGUAUUGAUACUGAAUGUUCAUGGCGCCAUGAUGGAAAAUCUCGAUUUGGAACAACUCUGCAAUGAGUUCAUCAAACGGUCCUCUGUUAGGAUGAACUCUUUCUCAUUGUUCGAUCCUAGAGAAAAAUGA
Messenger RNA from Diabrotica virgifera virgifera (western corn rootworm), 939 nucleotides. RefSeq names its product zinc finger MYM-type protein 1-like. Bases 1 to 939 code for a protein of 312 amino acids. NCBI's taxonomy places the organism in Eukaryota, Metazoa, Arthropoda, Insecta, Coleoptera, Chrysomelidae. The record is from RefSeq and is a predicted model, not a curated record. Gene Ontology annotation, molecular function: protein dimerization activity. The transcript has a single exon.